UUGUUGAGUGUUUUGCUAGCUAUUCUUAGCAUCGCAACAUCGAUGUUUCCGGGUGCAAAUGUUGAAGAAAGGACGUGAUAAGAGACGUGUAUGGUUAUGCAGCUGUGAAUCAGGUUUUAAAUAAGUUUGUGCACCAUAGAAAGCUGCUUUUGACAUUUAAAAGUGAAGAUUGAGAUUGAAUAAUGGCUCCAUCGGCUGCUUUUCGUUUGUUGUCUGUCUCUGGAUGUCUGCUGUUAUUGUGUGGUACAUCAUGGGCAUCUAAUGGCACAGUUCCUCUGGUGAUUUGGCAUGGCAUGGGUGACAGCUGUUGUAAUCCUCUGAGUAUGGGUGCGAUAAAGAAGAUGGUGGAGCAGGAAGUCUCAGGAAUAUAUGUGCUUUCCCUCAUGAUCGGCAAAUCUGUUUUUGAGGACACAGAAAAUGGCUUCUUAAUGGAUGUUAAUAAGCAGGUGUCUUUCGUUUGUGAUCAACUGGCCAAAGACCCCAAACUGAAGGGAGGCUACAAUGCGAUGGGCUUUUCACAGGGCUCACAGUUUCUGCGAGCGGUGGCGCAGCGCUGUCCAGAUCCACCAAUGAGAAACCUCAUCUCUGUCGGUGGACAGCAUCAAGGAGUGUAUGGUCUUCCUCGGUGUCCUGGUGAAAGCUCUCAUAUCUGCGACUGGAUCCGCAAGCAGCUCAACUCGGGCGCUUACACGGACGCUGUUCAGAAACACUUAGUUCAGGCGCAAUACUGGCACGAUCCUCUCAACGAUGACCUGUAUAAAAAAUACAGCCUCUUCCUUGCUGACAUCAAUCAAGAGCGGGUGGUGAAUGAGACGUACAAGAAGAAUCUGAUGUCUCUGAAUAAGUUUGUGAUGGUGAAGUUCCUGCAGGACUCUAUUGUUGAUCCUGUGGACUCUGAGUGGUUUGGCUUUUAUAAAGCUGGUCAAGCUGAAGAACUGGAAACACUGCAAGAAAGCCCUAUAUACAAAGAGGAUCGUCUGGGUUUGGCAGCGAUGGAUUCAGCAGGGAAGCUCUUGUUUCUGGCCUCUGAAGGAGAUCAUCUGCAGUUCACCAGAGAGUGGUUUAAUGACAACCUGCUGGCCUACUUACUCUAAAAACACACUUGCUUAUUCCCGAUAAGAGUUUGCACGCGAACGCGCUCAGUGCUUUCAUGAUCUGAUUUCAGCAUGUUCGUAACUACGGUCUCUGAUACAUAUGUGAUGUCUCGUAUAGAAAUGAAGCCAGUCUUGCUUGUUUUAUUGCACUGAUCUUUUAUCUGAUUUAAUGGAACAAAGAAAUCAGGUUCACUUUGAGAUUUAGGUUUUAAUUAUAGUAAUUAAGUACUCUUUUUAGGUCAUUUUUGCUGAGCAAUAAAAAUAUAGCUUACAAAAA
Molecule: messenger RNA, 1371 nt
Organism: Danio aesculapii
Lineage: Eukaryota; Metazoa; Chordata; Actinopteri; Cypriniformes; Danionidae
Gene: ppt1
Product: palmitoyl-protein thioesterase 1 (ceroid-lipofuscinosis, neuronal 1, infantile)
Exons: 10
Coding region: 183-1094 (303 amino acids)
Biological process (GO): protein depalmitoylation; receptor-mediated endocytosis
Cellular component (GO): lysosome
Molecular function (GO): palmitoyl-(protein) hydrolase activity
Source: RefSeq, a predicted model, not a curated record